Molecule: messenger RNA, 2468 nt
Organism: Tripterygium wilfordii
Lineage: Eukaryota; Viridiplantae; Streptophyta; Magnoliopsida; Celastrales; Celastraceae
Product: inter-alpha-trypsin inhibitor heavy chain H3-like
Exons: 13
Coding region: 114-2375 (753 amino acids)
Source: RefSeq, a predicted model, not a curated record
AAUUAUAAUACGUUCAUUCACGACUCUACUCUUCCGCAACCACUCCAGAAAGCUCAUUUGACUCCAAACUGUACGGACGCAAUUGUUGCCGGGAAUUUUAUCUAUCUGGCGCGAUGUCGGAAGAGUUUGGCAACUCAGUCGAGUUAGGUUUGAGGCUCUCUGAACGGAUUUAUUACGGCAAGGAUUCAUCGCCAGUGGCAGUCAUUCCAUCCAUGUCGAGGUCGUUGACUGCGACUUACCUUCCAACGGCGGUGAUGGUGUACGCGGUUGUCCCUGAGCCAGAGGCAGUGGAUAACCCGGACGUGCCCAGCUACCAGCCCUACGUGCACGGACGGUGCCAGCCUCCGGCACUGAUACCGCUUCACAUGCUUGAUGUAGGCAUGGAGGUUGACUGUUGCCUGGAUCACGCUACAAUUAGCAUUAGCGGCGCGUGGCGCGUGCAUUGCAUUAUGACGAGUAGAAGGUGUGAUUGUUCAAUUGCGAUUCCAAUGGGGGAUAAGGGUUCACUUCUAGGUGUUGAGGUUGAUAUUACUGGAAGAUCAUAUCAUACCCAACUGAUCAAAGCAGACGGUGUCGACGACAAGGACAAAGUCUCUGAAGGUGAUAAUGGACGUUUUCUGAAAGGCCGCAUAUAUACAUUCAAAAUUCCCCAGGUUGAUGGAGGGUCAACUCUUUCAAUUAGAGCAACUUGGUCUCAGCAACUAGUGCACCAUGAGGGUCAGUUCUGCCUUACCGUACCUUUCAGUUUUCCAGCAUAUGUGACUCCGGUGGGGAAGAAGAUUUCCAAGAAGGAAAAGAUAUUAUUGAAUGUGAAUUCCGGUAUUGGAGGAGAAAUUUUGUCCAAAUGUAGUAGCCAUGCUUUAAAGGAGCUAAGGCGUGAUGCUGGUAAAUUAGGUUUUGUAUAUGAAGCUGAAGUGUCAACAUGGUCGAAUUCUGACUUCAAUUUCUCAUAUACUGUUCCUUCAAGUGAAUUAUUUGGUGGGGUGCUGUUGCAACCUCCAUCUUUGCAUGACUUUGAUCAGAGACAAAUGAUCUGCUUCUAUCUCUUCCCUGGAAACAACCACAUUAGGAAGGUUUUCAAGAAGGAAGUGGUAUUUAUUGUUGAUACAAGUGGGAGCAUGCGAGGAAGCCCUCUUGAGAAUGCAAAGAAUGCACUGCUGGGGUCACUCUCUGAGCUUAAUCCACAAGAUUCAUUUAACAUUAUUGCUUUCAAUGGAGAGACCCGCUUAUUCUCAUCAUCAAUGGCGUUGGCAACCGAGGGAGCAAUCUUGAAUGCUACUCAGUGGUUAAACAGUAGUUUACUUGCUGAUGGUGGUACAAACCUUUUGCUUCCACUUAAACAGGCUAUGAAGAUGCUGUCUGAUACCAGUGAUUCAAUUCCUCUCAUCUUCCUCAUAACUGACGGGGCUGUUGACAAUGAAAGAGACAUUUGCAAUAUAAUGAAAGGAUAUCUCAACAAUGAAGGAAGAAUUUCUCCACGCAUAUGUACCUUUGGCAUAGGUUCCUACUGUAAUCACUACUUCUUGCAAAUGCUAGCAUUUAUUGGGAGGGGUCAUUAUGAUAGUGCUUAUGAUGCAGAUUCAGUAGAGUUUGGGAUUCGGAGAUUGUUUACAGUUGCUUCAUCAGUCAUUCUGGCCAAUAUAUCCAUGGAUGUUUCGGAACACCUAGAAUCACUUGAGUUAUUUCCUUCUCACAUCCCAGACCUCUCAUCUGAAAGCCCAUUGAUUCUAUCGGGAAGAUACACUGGAAAUUUGCCGGAAUCUUUCAAAGUUAAUGGCACCUUAGCAGAUAUGAGCAGUUUUGUUUUGGACUUGAAAGUGCUGAAGGCAAAGGAUUUGCCACUUGACAGGGUCUUUGCGAGGAGACAAAUUGAUGUACUCACAGCUCGUGCGUGGCUGUUUGAAAGCAAAGAACUCGAAGAGAAGAUUGCAAGAAUGAGCAUACGAAGUGGAGUUCUUUCAGAGUAUACACAAAUGAUUUUAGAUCAAACUUUCAAAGGGGAGAAAGAACCUGAACCGGUUCUGCUUCAGGAGGCGUUCAAGAUGAUAAACGUGCUUAGGAAGACGGACUCAACCAGCCAGAAGAUGAUUUUCCUCAGACGCCUUGGUGUCGGCUUUGGCAACUUGGCUGCGACAGCUGAGAACAUUCCUCCAAGAACUGAGGAAUCAAACAAGUCAUCUCAAGCUGCAGAAUUGUUCAUUAAUGCUGCCACCAACUGUUGUCAUAGAUUGCUCGAUCGCGUCUGUUGCAUGUGCUGCAUCCAAACUUGUUCACGCAUGAAUAACCAAUGCGCCAUAGUUCUUUCACAACUCUGCGCGGCUCUCGCUUGUUUUGAGUGCUUCAGUUGUUGUUUUGAGCUUUGUGAAUGUCUGUAAUGUUAUUAAGGAACUUGAACAUGAAACAGUACAACAAUCUGAUAUCUGUAAUUUGACAUGUAAGUAUGUAAGUAUUCAAAAUUUCUACUCUUA